Cryptomeria japonica (Japanese cedar) is the source of this 3388-nucleotide messenger RNA. RefSeq names its product lipoamide acyltransferase component of branched-chain alpha-keto acid dehydrogenase complex, mitochondrial. Bases 1355 to 2779 code for a protein of 474 amino acids. The transcript is spliced from 9 exons. Gene Ontology annotation, molecular function: lipoic acid binding; acetyltransferase activity. The record is from RefSeq and is a predicted model, not a curated record. Gene Ontology annotation, cellular component: mitochondrion; cytoplasm. Lineage: Eukaryota; Viridiplantae; Streptophyta; Pinopsida; Cupressales; Cupressaceae.
UAAGUUCUACAGAAGUCUUUUUCAACAAGGUCAACUUCUAAGAAAAUGCUGUUUCAGAAAAUAAAAUCUGAAACUUAUUAAUUAGAGACAAUGCUUCCAUCGAGAUAUUUGUCUGUUUUGGAUUAUGUGAUGUCAUAUAAAUCCAUCAUGGCUGAAAUCUACCAACUACAUACUUGAAUUCCAGACUUUAAAAUCUUCUUGAGCCAUCCAGGCCAAAUGUUCAACCAAACUUUCAGGACAAAGGAUGACCGAAUUCAAAUAUUGAAACUCCAUUAUCAUCGAGGUUUGCUGCAGUCAAGCUGGAGUCUACCAUAUCAUCGAGUAUCACUGGAAUCGGUACCUAGCAGGAUGUUGAGAAACCAACUUUUUGCCCCAGCAGGUAGACAAAACUGUUAGGCAUAGGCAAUCUACGGUGGGUUUUUCAGCAGUAUGUUAGCCCUUUUAACUGAAUGUAGGCGCUGCUUAUGCUCCUAGUUGAUGCCACUAUUCCUACUUCACCAACAAACUCAUUGAUAGCCUCAACACCUUUGCUGGCCAAGGCUGGGCUGCCACAGGGGAACUAUUCUCUGAAUGUCAUUGAAUUCUCACCAUAGAUCAUGCGAACCAGCUCUGGGGUCACUUCUAACAAACAUCAGAAUACUCUCCAGACAUCCCAAACACUUUUCAUAACUUCAGAAUCCAUCGCAAAGCAUUCACCAGCUCCAUCAUCAUUCUGGGAUUUAUAAUAACUACCUACAACUGUGGCCUUAGCUUUCCAAUCAAAGUCCUAAACCAGCCGUCCCUGUUUUACUCUUUUAACAUCUGAUGGGAGAUGUAGGGGAGGUACUGGCAUCAGAGGUGCCAUCUAAUCCCCACCAUCAUUCCCACUAGAGAUCUUGCUUACUUUGACAGUCAGACCACCUAUUGAUUAUCUUUGUUUCCAAGAAGUUUUAUUUAUCAAUAAUCAAACUAUUCAGAUCAUCCAGGCAAGCCCUCACUGCCUCCUCUUUAGCUUAUUCAUGUCAAAAAAUCUGAUGAGCUCCUUAGCAUUAACAUGAUGGACAUCAGCUGUCUAAUUUCCUUUAAAGGCCCUCUUAAUUUCUUGAGCAAAUCGAAUGCUGUGCCCCUUCCAAUAAUUCUACUAUCUCUCACCUAGAUUUCUCUAGGUAAAAAAAUAUUUCUGAUGUCUGAAUCAGAUACCAUACAUCUGAAUGAAUUUGCUUGAUGAUUGUUACUCUGGGCCCAUCAGCCUAUAUGCAUUUAAACCUAAUUUUUUUUAACAUUUGGAGUCAUUCUGAGUCUAGAGUUCACUACAACAAAUGGAGGAUUGAAAAGAAAACUCUGACCUGGAAAGAGAGAGGAUGGAAAGAGUUGAAUGACUUCUAGAAAGAUCCAGUGCCACCAAGUAUUCUGGAGGCUUAAGUUUGAGUGUUCAUAUGCAAUUCAAAAGAGUUUCCUUUCAAGUCAAGCUCAUGGAAAUGGCAUGGAACCUGGGGGAGGAAUAGUUGGAGUUCCAUUGGCACAAACAGGUGAGGGGAUUGCAGAAUGUGAGCUCCUCAAAUGGUUUGUGCAAGAGGGAGACAGAGUGGAUGAGUUCCAACCACUCUGUGAAGUCCAAAGUGAUAAAGCAACUAUUGAAAUUACGAGUCGAUACCAGGGGAAAGUGUCACGAGUGAAAUUCACUCCUGGAGAUAUUGUAAAGGUUGGAGAAACUUUGGUAGAUUUAAUUGUAGAUGAAAAGCAUGAGACUGUAGUAAGUUUGGGACACAUACAGGGGCCCUCCACAGAGUCUCAGGAAUCUGGUUUACAUUGUAGAGAGUCUCCAAAUAGCAUAGAAAAUAGGGAAAAAGUAUUGGCUACUCCUGCAGUUCGUCAGAUGGCAAAGGAAUAUGGCAUUAAUUUAGAGGAUAUUCCUGGUACUGGUAAAGAUGGCAGGGUGUUGAAAGAGGAUGUCUUGAAAUACGUAACGAAGCAGGAGAGCGUUUGGAACAAUUUUUCUCAUAUUUCUCACCCUUCGCAAACCUCAGAGGCCAAGGUUAUGAAUUUAAAACCAGCAGAUGAGUCAUCUAAUCAACAUAUAACAGCUCAUCAAGUUUAUGAAGACAAGACUAUUCUCCUCAGGGGAUUUCAGCGUACUAUGGUCAAAACUAUGAACAUGGCAGCAAAAGUGCCUCACUUCCAUUAUCUGGAAGAGAUUAACGUUGACUCCCUUGUUGAGUUAAAGAAAUCUUUUCAAGGUGCAACAGCUGACCAAGGUGUGAAGCAUACAUACAUGCCAUUUUUGAUAAAGUCUCUAUCAUUUGCUCUGAUGGAUCAUCCUUCAAUGAACAGUAUUUAUAAUGAAGAAGCAUAUGAACUCGUUUAUAAAGGUUCGCAUAAUAUAGGAGUUGCCAUGGCAACGCCCCAUGGUUUGGUUGUCCCUAACAUCAAGAAUGUUCAAUCACUUUCCAUAUUAGAGAUUACAAAGGAACUUCAACGCCUUAUUCAAGGAGCCUCAAACAACAGGCUGUCUUCAGAUGACGUUUCUGGAGGAACAAUAACAGUUAGCAACUUUGGGGCCAUUGGUGGUAAAUUUGGGUCUCCUCUUUUAAACUUGCCUGAGGUUUCUAUAAUAGCAAUUGGCAGAAUCCAAAAGCUUCCUCGGUUUUCAAAAGAUGGGACAGUUUAUCCUGCUUCACUUAUGAAUGUUAUAGUUGGCGCUGAUCACAGAGUCAUAGAUGGUGCAGCUGUAGCAAAAUUUUGUAACAAGUGGAAGCUUCUGAUUGAAAAUCCAGAGCAUCUUCUGCUUCAUUUAAGAUGAGGAGUUAUCUUCAAGUUGAUAAGACGUUUUUGCCUGAGACCCUUCAAGGAUAUCAAUGUUAGAUUAUCUUGAGCACCUCUAUAUCUUCAGGAUUACUUUGGCUGCCCAAUUCUAUCACUGGCAGCAAAGGAUAUUCAUACACUUUAUUUUCUAUAUAUUAGAAAUUAGAAUGAAUUCAACAGACUACUUCAGAAAAGGCAUCUGUAAGCAGGGCAAGCAGGAAUCAGCAUUGCUUUAAGCAAAUGAUAGGAGUAAUGUCUGUAAAAUGUAUUUACAGGUAUUUUAAACAGUAAGAAUCAUGAUAUUUUUUGUAAGGAUCAUUUUAGGAGGAUAAAUAAAAUGCCUGUUUAUGUCUCAGAUGGACAUUAAGUUGAGAACUCCAUUUUCCUUUUAGCUUCUAUUGUUCUCUGCAUAGACUUAUUAUGAAGUGUCGAGUGUGAUGCUGUUCUCUCAUCGGCCUCCCUUUCUGAAGUCAGUAGCAUUGGUAUUACUAUUUAACUAUAUAUAGAUAAUUCAAUAAGUCUGUAGACUGCGGUUGCAAUAUAUUUUCAUAUUACAUUUCAUGUAUAUGUUCUGUAUGAGAUGGCUGCAGAGCAUAAUUUUAGUGUA